Molecule: messenger RNA, 3534 nt
Organism: Nothobranchius furzeri (turquoise killifish)
Lineage: Eukaryota; Metazoa; Chordata; Actinopteri; Cyprinodontiformes; Nothobranchiidae
Gene: clec14a
Product: C-type lectin domain containing 14A
Biological process (GO): cell migration
Cellular component (GO): external side of plasma membrane; extracellular matrix
Molecular function (GO): extracellular matrix protein binding; calcium ion binding; extracellular matrix binding
Source: RefSeq, a predicted model, not a curated record
GUAACAACCUGCUGAAUGAGCUCUAAAGGGGACGCCUGGACGGAGGAGUCAAGAGAGAAAGCUUCUCAGACCAUAUGAAGAGAAAAUAUGACUUAAAAGCUGGAAAAGCUGAGAGACGAGGAGCAGAAACAGAGUCAAGAAAGAGAAGAACAAAGAAGGCAGAGGAAGAUAAAGAUCAGAAAAGCAGGAAAACUUAGAUAGAGAGACAUCAACAAGGAGGCGGAGCUUAUCGUUGCAACAGUGGGUGGAGUUAGAGGAGAUGAAGGGUUCUUACUCUCUUUGGGCAGUUGUCUUCCUGCUGAAGGCAGUCUCAGCCUCACAAACCUACUACACCCUCAGCCAUUUGGAGGCUAGCUUUGAUCAGGCCAUGGCUAGCUGUUUUCCUGGAGUUCUCACAACCACAAGCAGCAAGGAAGAAGUUCAAAAACUGCAUGAACUUCUAAACAAUUCUGUAACAUAUCAGGAGGAUGUGACAGUCUGGAUCGGACUGAAGAAGACAAACGAUGGAUGCAUCAAUCCAUCACUGCCGCUGAAAGGGUUUGAGUGGGUGGAGAACAUCACACAGGAGUCAGAGAUCCACACCUGGGUGGAGGAGCCGAAACUCACCUGUACAGAGACACUGUGCGCGGCUCUAAAAUGGAAGGGAGUCCGGUCCGGAGUCGAGUUGGGUCUUCUUCCUGUCUCCUGUAAAACCAGAUACCGUUAUGUCUGCAAGGUGAAGGGUGAACCACCAGGAAGGGAACCAGCUACUACAAAAUCUGUUGCAUUAGAACCAGAACUGAGACCAGAAACAGCUGCAACAUUCAAACCUGAACUAACUACAGCAGAACCAGGCCCAGCUUCACCAAAGCCAAACACUGAUGCCAGCCCUGGAUCUAGAACAAAACUAGAUUCCUGUCAGAGUCUUGAUGGAAUUGAGACAAACAGGUUCAAGAUUCGUUCCCUGUUUCUGGACCCUGAUAACCAAACCUGGGUCCAUGUACACUGCUGGUUGGACUUCAAACUGCACUUGUUCUGUACAGGUCAUCCUGUCGUUUGGAGACAGGUGGACGGAUCUCAGGCAGACUUCAGCAGCAUCUGUCACUGUGAGGAAGGUUUUCAGAGAAACGCUUCAGGACACUGCAUUGACAUUGAUGAGUGUGUCAGCAGGAAGCCCUGCAGGAGAACCUGCCUGAACACCAAAGGUUCCUUCAGGUGUGUCUGUGAGGAAGACUCUGAUGAAGACCCAUCCUGCAAAAACACAGCAAGCACUGAAGAGAAGAGCUCCAUGAUCCUCCUCCUGGUUCUCUUCCUGUUGCUACAGACCUGCUGGUGCCAACUGUGACUUCAUAAAUGCUGAACUGACUCUUGAUCUGGAUCGAGAAGACCUGAAAUCACACUAACAGUUUUCCUUCAUCAGACCAAUCAGAAGGAAGCAAAACAAGAGACCAGAGGUGUUCGGAGAGCUUCCAGACCAACAGCACCUGGAUGGUUUUGGUUGAAAUAGUUUGUUUAAUUUGAUCAAAUGUUCAAUACAGUGGAGUGAAAAAUUAUUUGCCCUCUUCCUGAUUUCUUAUUCUUUUGCAUGUUUGUCACACAAAAUGUUUCUGAUCAUCAAACACAUUUAACCAUUAGUCAAAGAUAACACAAGUAAACACGAAAUGCACUUUUGAAAUGAUGGUUUUUAUUAUUUAGGGAGAGAACAAAAUCCAAACCUACAUUGCCCUUUGUGAAAAAGUCAUUGUCCCCUGAACCUAAUAACUGGUUGGGCCUCCCUUAGCAGCAAUAACUGCAAUCAAGCGUUUGCGAUAACUUGCUACGAGUCUUUUACAGCGCUCUGGAGGAAUUUUGGCCCACUCAUCUUUGCAGAAUUGUUGUAAUUCAGCUUUAUUUGAGGGUUUUCUAGCAUGAACCGCCUUUUUAAGGUCAUGCCAUAGCAUCUCAAUAGGGUUCAGGUCAGGACUUUGACUAGGCCACUCCAAAGUCUUCAUUUUGUUGUUCUUCAGCCAUUCAGAGGUGGAUUUGAUGGUGUGUUUUGGGUCAUUGUCCUGCUGCAGCGCCCAAGAUGGCUUCAGCUUUAGUUGACGAACAGAUGGCCGGACAUUCUCCUUCAGGAGGUUUUGUAGACAGUAGAAUUCAUGGUUCCAUUUAUCACAGCAAGCCUUCCAGUUCCUGAAGCAGCAAAACAACCCCAGACCAUCACACUACCACCACCAUAUUUUACUGUUGGUAUGAUGUUCUUGUCUGAAAUGCUGUGUUACUUCUACACCAGAUGUAACGGGACAUUUGCCUGCCAAACAGUUCAACUUUUAUCUCAUCAGUCUGCAAGGUAUUUUCCCAAAAGUCUUGGCAAUCAUUGAGAUGUUUCUUAGCAAAACUGAGACGAGCUCUUUAUGUUCUUUUUGCUUAAAGAUGUUUCUUAGCAAAACUGAGACGAGCUCUUUAUGUUCUUUUUGCUUAAAGAUGUUUCUUAGCAAAACUGAGACGAGCUCUUUAUGUUCUUUUUGCUUAACAGUGGUUUGCGUCUUGGAAAUCUGCCAUGCAGGCCAUCUUUGCCCAGUCUCUUUCUUAUGGUGGAGUCGUGAACGCUUUAGAAGUUGUCCUGGGGUCUUUUGUGACCUCUCGGAUGAGUUGUCUCUGUGCUCUUGGGGUAAUUUUGGUCGGCCGCCCACUCCUGGGAAGGUUCACCACUGUUCCAUGUUGUCAUUUGUGGAUGAUCGCUCUCACUGUGGUUCACUGGAGUCCCAAAGCUUUAGAAAUGGCUUUAUAACCUUUACCAGACUGAUAGAUCUCAAUUACUUUAGUUCUCAUUUGUUCUUGAAUUUCUUUGGAUCUUGGCAUGAUGUCUAGCUUUUGAGGUGCUUUUGGUCUACUUCUGUGUCAGGCAGCUCAUAUUUAAGCGAUUUCUUGAUUGAAACAGGUGUGGCAGUAAUCAGGCUUGGGGGUGGCUACAGAAAUUGAACUCCAGUGUGAAAGACCACUGUUGGAUUAUUUAAAAGGGGGCAAUUACUUUUUUCACACAGGACAAUGUAGGUUUGGAUUUUGUUCUCUCCCUAAAUAAUAAAAACCAUCAUUUCAAAACUGUAUUUUGUAUUUGCUUGUGUUAUCUUUGACUAAUGGUUAAAUGUGUUUGAUGAUCAGAAACAUUGUGUGACAAACAUGCAAAGAAGAAAUCAGGACGGGGCAAAUUGUUCACAUCACUGUACAUGUAAAUAAAAAGGAUGACUUUGAGCUCAUGAAUCGGUGCAGCUUUGAUGAUCAAACACAACGAUGCAAAGCCAGAUCGGUCAAGCCUUCAGUAGCUAUAACUGUUAUAAUGGAGAUGAUUGUGGGCUUACAGCUGAUGAAAACCCACAUCUCAGUCAAUCAGAAUAUUGUGAAAAGGUUCAAUAUUCUAGACUCAAAGUGUCACACUCUAAUCAGCUGAUGACUCCAGAACACCUGAAGAGGGCUCCUGAGCCUUUAGAUGGGCUCUCAAGAUGACUUACUGAACUAUUGCACCAUAUUAAAAUUUUACUAAUACAUUUUUACAAAAUAAAAUAGUAUUGAACACCA